AUGGCCGCUACUAUAAGCGGGAACGUGAACGCACUAAAGAAAAUUUUUGAAAAUUAUAACAGCACAGGGUCGAGCCCAUCUAGUAGCAUCCGAAGCAGGGAGGUAAAUGGAGUCUCCCACGCAACCACGCGUAACUCUGACUCAGACUACAAUGCCGUGAAGAAACCAAGUCAAACACCGUCGAAAACACCUGUAAAUGGUACUUUGCAUGAGCAAUCUUGUGCAAGUGGUCUUCCUGGUUAUAAUGGGACGACUCCUAAUGAUCGACGUUUUUCAGUUGAUCGGAAUUCUGUCGAUAGAUCAUCUUCGAAAUCUACACCUCCAAAGACCAAGCCAAAGCCUGUUAUAUUUCGCCAUUCGCAACCUGUCAUCCCAAACAAUGCGAAAGCUGUUUCAAAUAGUCCUAGGGUGGAUGCUAAAAACGAGAAGCCUUUACCCGCAGACCCGUCAUCGCUAAGAAAUAUGACGGCGUGUGAAUCAUCAGUCCUCACAAAUACUCCAUCAGGACCUAACAUCCCGUCAGGCAAAGGUUCAAACGAAACCCACGCCCCCUCGAAUCUUGAUAAUGUGGUAGGAAAAUUGCCGACAUCCCCUCUUAAUGGUGAUGACAAUGCGGCUGUUUCUAAGACGCCUCCCACCACAUCCGUCCACAAUUCCUCAAAGAAACCUCCCCCCGUUUCGAAAAAACCAAGGUCAGUUUUGAGCGGCUAUAGUAACGGGAACACUCAUACACAUUACAAGUAUGAUGAGGAACUUGAGAAACACUUUGGUCUUGUUGUUGAUCAGUCUUCUUACGAUAGCACAGAGCGUUGGGCUGCGUACCAGGCUGAGAAUCGAUUGGAGCUCAUGCAAAGUAGGUCUAGAAAACAGGGAAAUGAUUCAUUGCCCAAUAUGCUGCCUAAUGGACUAAUCGGAGCCCCUCCACGUGCACCUUCAAUUACCAGCAGCACUGGACAGUCUAGUUCGAACUUAACAAACUCAAGCAUUCGUUCUAUUUUGAAAAAAGGUCGUCCGUCUCUGGGAAUUCAAACCAAAAAACGGCUUACGUUUAAAGAUGGUGAUGAGCUGACUACAAAAUAUGACUACCCAUCAGAAGAUAGCUUUAAUGAUUUAGACAGUCUUGAUCGGUAUCGAUCAGCUUUUGAUUCUGACUCUGACUCCUCGUCAACAUUUGAUGAAUCCCAGGACUUUGAAUAUGACAACUCUGGUUCAGUUAGCACUCUCCGCUCGCAGGAUGGAAGAAUCAAUGUCUCCAAAUUAAUGCCUGUCGCGUCCAAUUCGUCCACUGUUUCUUCUAGCACCCUACGAGGAUCCGUGAGUAAUCAGCGCAAGAAACAUGAAAACAGCUCUCAUAAUGACCAUCAUCAUAGUAAAUGGUCAUCCCCAUCUUCUCACAAACCAACUGCAUUGAACUCAUCCAGAGGUGACAGUAAGUCGAAAAACUUAUCUAACCCUAGCGUAUCUUUUGUUAGAAUAAACGCAGUGGAACUGCUUCUACGUAGAAAUUCGCUUUUCUUGUGUACCGUAAGAAAGCCACAAAUCAACAUAUUGCCUGCACUUGGUCACCUUUAUGACGAUGUAAAGUAA
Molecule: messenger RNA, 1587 nt
Organism: Mesocestoides corti
Lineage: Eukaryota; Metazoa; Platyhelminthes; Cestoda; Cyclophyllidea; Mesocestoididae
Source: the annotation of a GenBank genome assembly